Molecule: messenger RNA, 1060 nt
Organism: Striga asiatica
Lineage: Eukaryota; Viridiplantae; Streptophyta; Magnoliopsida; Lamiales; Orobanchaceae
Source: the annotation of a GenBank genome assembly
UAUUUUUUAUUUUCUUAAAUUUUCAAUUCAUGCCUUUGCCUCACUCCAUGUGCCCAUUUUAGAAAUACUUCUACGGGAGCACCCUUUCUUCAAGUUCAACACGCAACACACUCCCAUCUCUACGCCCCCGCGCAAGUUAGCAUCACCAACACCAUUUUCACCAUGAAAACCCCCCUUCAGCUCCUCGUCGUCUUCCUAAUCGCCGCCGGAACUCACAAAUUCUACAGAUUUUCCGACGCGGCCCAGCGCCGUGUCCACAUACCGGACGAGCUGGACGACGUCGUCGACGACGAGGAGGGCGAGGACUGGAAAAAAUGGGGCAAGCCCAAGGCGCAGCCCGAUUUCGACCCGCCGCCGACGGACUUCUCCAAAAUGGGGCUCCAACAGAUGCAGGAAGAGAUGAUGAAGCGUCAGGUGGGGCCCGUUUUCGGGUUCGUCAAGCUCCGACCCGGAAAUCCUCGAACUCCGGACAUGGUAUCAGAAAUCGCCAUGAAAUGGACAAAAGUUGCAAGAACAGGAGCAAUUGAGUCGAGGUUCACUGGCGUUGAUGUCAGCACAAUCAUGUUCACCAUGCAAAAGGGCCACGACACAUUGGAGUUGAAAGAGUUCAUAUUGAGUCGACCGGAGGCUUAUGAGAUCAAAAUAGGCGAUCAACUGUUCAGAAGGCCCGGGGAUCCUUCGUUUGAAGAAGUUUUUCAGAAGCUCCAAGCAGAGAAAGCUAAUUCCAGAAAAGAUGAAAUUCAUAACGAGCUUUAGUCGUUUGCAUGACAGCCGUUUAUUAUAUCAACUUCAAUUGUAUGAUGUUUUUAUCUCUAAAAUGUUCUAUAUAUGUAUAUAAUAUAUAUGUGACUGGAUUUACCCAGUUGAUUUUGGUGCAUGUUUUUGCUUGUAAGAAGUGUUGGUGCAAGUGAAAAUUAUCAGGAUUAUUAUUAAAAAUCAUAUUUUCCCCAAAAUUGCAAACAAUCUCAUUGAUUCUUGUUUUCCUUUUACAGAUAGCAUCCUUAAGAGGCUGUAUGUGAUCUUUUUAAGGGUUUGCCUGUAAUUUUAAAAUAUAGCUGGG